Amorphotheca resinae ATCC 22711 is the source of this 2489-nucleotide messenger RNA. RefSeq lists its product as hypothetical. The record is from RefSeq and is a predicted model, not a curated record. Gene Ontology annotation, biological process: microtubule-based movement. Gene Ontology annotation, molecular function: microtubule binding; ATP binding; microtubule motor activity. The coding region runs from base 46 to 2238 and encodes 730 amino acids. NCBI's taxonomy places the organism in Eukaryota, Fungi, Ascomycota, Leotiomycetes, Helotiales, Amorphothecaceae. The transcript has 4 exons. Gene Ontology annotation, cellular component: nucleus; microtubule; kinesin complex.
AAACGGGAAAAGACAGGACAGAGACUACAAAACACCACCUGCAAAAUGGAGCCACCUCAAAGAACCCAAGCAGCUCUGUUCCAAGUCUAUCUUCGAUUGCGCCCUCCUCCAACACCAAACCAGCUGUAUCCUAUUCUCACGACACCUGAACGAUUCUUGACCGUCGAGGAAGCCGUUGACGAUGAGCUACCAUCCCAUAUUACUCUAAACCCUCCAAACGAUAAUCGAAGACGUGCGGUGGAGAAAUUUGCCUUUACAAAGGUGUUUGAAGAGAGUUCUAGUCAGCUUGACAUCUUCCAAGGAACGGGCGUCUUGCCCUUAGUCGAAGGAGUUCUCGGGCCACAAGGCGGAGAAGGCAGAGAUGGACUGUUGGCUACACUUGGCGUUACGGGUUCUGGGAAGUCCCACACCAUUAUGGGAUCUCGUAACCAACGUGGACUCACACAACUCGCACUGGACGUUCUUUUCCGCUCUAUCUCCACAAACAUCCUCGAUCCCUCAACUACCACCUCCCUACACGCCUCAGUUGCGGCCUCUGAUCCAUCUGAAGCACAAGUCUUGUCUGCUUCUAUGUUUAUCGACAGCAUAUACGGGGACCCUAACCCCCAAUCUCGCGCCAGCUCUCGGGCCACAACGCCGAUGGUGGGCGAAUCCUAUACUCCCGCACCCCGACGAAAUCCUCUUCAGAGACCUUCUGUCUUGCCCCAGUUACCGGACAUCAGCAAUCUCACAGUCGAUGUGGAUCAACAUGCUGAAUAUGCAGUUUUGAUUUCUAUGUAUGAAGUUUAUAACGAUAGGAUCUUUGACCUUCUUACUCCAGCCCUGCCUGGAAAAUCGACAAAGGAUUUCCGUCGCCGCCCAUUACUCUUCAAACCGACCGAGCAAUCCCCCGAUCGAAAAGUCGUCGCCGGACUACGGAAAGUCAUAUGCGGGAAUAUGAAAGAAGCGCUCAUGGUUCUCGAGGCAGGACUUCAUGAGCGGCGAGUGGCGGGCACAGGUUCUAACAGCGUAUCAUCUAGGUCUCACGGCUUUUUCUGUGUCGAGGUUAAGAAGAGGAGGAAGAGCCGCACGCCGGGGAAGUGGGGUGGUAGCGCUCUUACGAUAGUGGACUUAGCAGGUAGUGAGAGAGCAAGAGAUGCGAAGACUCAGGGGACGACGUUACAGGAGGCUGGCAAGAUCAAUGAGAGUUUGAUGUAUCUUGGGCAAUGUCUCCAAAUGCAGUCAGAUCUGGGUUCUUCCACAAAGCCAAACCUGGUCCCCUACCGGCAAUGCAAAUUAACUGAACUGCUUUUCUCCAACUGCUUCCCUUCCCAUUCCAACUCUGCUGUUUCAUCUACCGCAUCUCAGCAAGCACCCCCAUCCACCGGGCACCGCAAUCCGCAAAAGGCAAUUAUGAUAGUAACCGCCGACCCGCUUGGAGACUUCAAUGCCACUUCUCAAAUCCUGCGCUAUUCCGCUCUGGCGAGAGAAGUCACUGUUCCACGUAUCCCAUCAGUUACAAGCACCAUCCUAGCCCAAAACGCUUCAAAUUACUUUAGCGGCCGGUCAACCGGGGGAAGUGACCGCAGCAGUCCAUCCGACACAGGAAGAGAAACAAUGGAGCUAGCCGCCCUCGAAAUUGCCCGCAUGAGCGAAGAGAUCGACGGCCUGCGCGCAGAGCUCCAGGCUGAACAGGAACAGCGGUUAGAAAUCUCCGCCCACCUCGAAACUCUACGCUCCGAGCUGGAAGACCGGCUCCUCGAAAAGGAGGCCGAGGUCCGAGAAGAAUGCUACAUCGAGAUGGAGCAGAAGCUGCAGCAGGAGAUGCAAAGAUGGAAGAACAUCUGGGCCAUGGAACAAGAAAGCGCCGAGGAGCACCUUGACCGGAAAAUCGACCUCCUCACCCGGGGCAUGGACAUGACUGAUGAAGACAAAGAGAACGCGAAUGCAGGCCAAGGCACUGCGCAAACCGAUGACCUGGAAAUGGAGAAUAUGCGGCUGAGGAGGGAGGUCGAGCUCCUCACGCGCCAACUCCAAUCCCGGAGCCCCACCAGGAGGACUGCACAGCCGGGACCCAGCGGGGAGAACAUGCUCCGUGGUGGGGGACCCCUGACGGAACUGAGCAGCGUAGGGAAUGCGCUGGAGCGGCUGCGAAUCGCCAGCGAUUCCGCGGCGCAUGGGACGAGUAGCCCCUUGCGAAAAGUCCGGAAGCUGACAGCGAGGAAAUGGGAUCUGAUGGAUGAGGGGGAGAUGCUCUGAGGAGCUAGCUAGCUUGAUGGCGUGCUUUUUGUUUUUUAUUUUUCCCACAGGUUAUCUUCUGUCUGCCUGGCUGCGGGCCUGUGUCUGUAUCUGUCUGUGUUUUAUAUCCAAGUCUAGGCGUUCUGGGGCGAUACCGUCGGGUAACAAGGAGUUUUCUGGGUGUAUAGAACAUUAAUCACUUCCUAACCUACUUAAUCUGAUUUCCAGAAGUCAUCAUCAUCGUCUUCUGCGCCACGUACUUACUUUCCGAA